AUGAAAAGUGAAUGUCAACUUAAGUCUAGACAAAAUCUUUAUGAAAACCAAGCUGAACCCAAUCUUAAGUUUUUGAAUACCGGUGUUUCGUCUUCAAUUCCUUGGUCAGAAUCCCCUCAAUAUCAUGUGAAAUAUACCGCUUACGACCUUAAAAAGAUUUCUGAUGAAUAUAAAUUGAAUACUGAUUUAAAAUCGGAAGCAAUUAACGGACCAACUUUUUUGGGUGAUCGGACUUCUACAAAGAACUUUACUAAAGAUUUAGUAGGUAAUAACAAAGUCCCUCAUAAAACAUCAGUUUGGCAAUCUCGUUUGACCGGGUUUGUAUCUCCUUUGACUGAAUCUCCUGUUCAACAUGAACGUUCCUAUUCUACCGUAGCUCGAAAUACUUCACAAGCGAAACAAGAAAAGCAGAUUUCUUCGUUAUUAACUUUAUCCGAUGAACAGAAAAGAGUUUUACAUUUUAUUGUUCACGAAGAGCGUAAUGUUUUUUUUACUGGUGCAGCUGGGACAGGGAAAUCUAUUUUACUAAAACGAAUAAUUAAUGAAUUGCGUAGGAAGAACAAGUCCGAAGGUGCAAUCGCAGUUACUGCCUCAACUGGUUUAGCUGCUUGUAAUAUUGGAGGGAUAACUUUGCAUUCCUUUUGUGGGAUCGGUUUGGGCCGAGAACCUGUUAAAAAUUUGCUAAAAAAAAUUCGAAUGAAUAGAGGGGCUUUAAAGAGAUGGAAAAAUGUUAAAAUUCUUAUUAUUGAUGAAAUUUCGAUGAUUGAUGGUGUUCUUUUUGAUAAAUUAGAGGAACUGGCACGUCUAAUUAAACGGAAUAGUCGUCCAUUUGGAGGAAUACAAGUCAUUGUAACUGGUGAUUUUUUCCAGCUUCCACCUGUUUUUAAAACAGAAAGGGACUAUCUUCAAAAGCAGGUAAUUGAUGAGAGCGAAAUCCAGGGUUGUUUAGCAUUUCACUCAAAAACCUGGAAUACCGUUGUUGAUACCACUGUUGAAUUGAAGAAAAUUUUUAGGCAACAAGAUGACCAUUUUUCUCAGAUGCUCAAUUCAAUUCGUGAAGGGCAUGUAACAAAUGAAAUUUCAUUAAAAUUUCGAGCCCUUUCACGUCCUCUUUUGGCACCACAUGAUAUCACCCCAACAGAAUUAUUUCCGUUGAGACGAGAUGUUGAUCGUUCAAACGGAGCAAUGAUGCGAAGACUUCCUGGAAAAACUAGAAUUUUUAAUGCAGUUGACACCUACAACAACGAGUAUGCUAGAGAGUAUCAAAUACUAAAUAAUUUAAUAUGUCCUGAAGUACUAUCUCUAAAGGUUGGGGCACAAGUUAUGCUGAUUAAAAAUAUUGACGAAACUUUGGUAAAUGGAAGUCUUGGAAAGCUUCUUGGAUUUAUGAAUGAGUUCACAUUCAAACUUGUUGAGAAGCUUCCAGAGGGACUUGCAAAUUCGGUUAUUACUGGGAAAAUGACUGCCCAAGAAGGUUUAGAAACUUAUUUGGAUGAAGUGAAAAGUAAUGAAUACACAGAUCCAAAUUUAGACCAAACAAAUAUCUUACAGGGGUUGUCUCAAUUAAUAGAUGACGACCCAUACGAUAUUCCCGUCAAUUAUGAAGAAAUUGAUAGAGAUAACAAUUAUGCGAUUAAUUGGACGAGAAAGAAGGAAUUAAUAGAAAAAUUGAAUGAUAAUACAGAAAAGAAAGGAAUGGAAUGGCCUUUUGUGAGAUUUAUUAUGUCUGAUGGAACAACUCGAGAUAUUUUAGUGCAAGCAGAAACUUGGGAUAUCGAAAAUAUUGAUGGAAAAGUUGAAGCAAGUAGGUCACAAGUACCUUUGAUGUUAGCUUGGGCUCUUUCAAUACAUAAAUCCCAGGGCCAAACACUAAACUGGGUUAAGGUUGAUCUUUCAAAAAUUUUUGAAUGUGGCCAGGCUUAUGUUGCACUUUCAAGGGCAGUUAAAAUGGAGGGACUUCAGGUAAUUGGUUUUCAUGAUUCAAAAGUCCGAGUCCAUCAAGAUGUAGUGAAGUUCUAUAAGGCCCUACCAUCACCUCUUGAAAUUUCACUUUUGGAAACUGCACAUGCAAAAAAAAAUAGAUCUAAGAAAAGAAAAUUAGAAGCUUGA
Magnusiomyces paraingens is the source of this 2109-nucleotide messenger RNA. RefSeq lists its product as uncharacterized. Bases 1 to 2109 code for a protein of 702 amino acids. Gene Ontology annotation, molecular function: ATP hydrolysis activity; DNA helicase activity. The transcript has a single exon. Lineage: Eukaryota; Fungi; Ascomycota; Dipodascomycetes; Dipodascales; Dipodascaceae. Gene Ontology annotation, biological process: telomere maintenance; DNA repair. The record is from RefSeq and is a predicted model, not a curated record.